Durusdinium trenchii is the source of this 1196-nucleotide messenger RNA. NCBI's taxonomy places the organism in Eukaryota, Dinophyceae, Suessiales, Symbiodiniaceae. The record is from the annotation of a GenBank genome assembly.
GGGGGAUCGAACCUCGCUCUCCACGUGCGUCUCCCCCCGUUUCGCUGUGCCGCGGCGGGUUCCUCCGCGUGGCGUGGAGCCGCCAUGCAUCCCUUGCGUCCGGGUGUCGUGCAGACACAGAAGGACCUGGAGGCCGCGAACAUGCUGCGGAGCCGCUUACAAGGCUUCGGUGGGGUGGCGCCGGCGCAUCUCCCGGGCCACGACAUCAUCAACUUCCUCCAGCAGGUGGCCACUGGAGGCAGCUCGGCGGCCGCACCGACGCCCAAGGUCGCCCCCAUCGUCGUGCCCGCCGUGGUCGCGCCGACCACGGUGCCAGCGCCGCGUGCGCCAGUGGCCCCACAUGCGCACCCCGGUGGACAUCAUGCGCCGUGGCACGCAGCUCAUGGCGUGGCGGAAGGUUUCGCUGCCACGCCGACACCCUCGCCUGCCUCGCCGCCUGCGCCGACAGCGCCAGGGCCUACCUUUAGCAAGGCCACACCGGUGCCGCCGCCGAAGACUCUCACCGACGAGCGUGAACGCUCGUCCUCGACCCGUGCAAGCGCCACGGACGAGGACCUGGCGCAGGCGCUGUCCAGCCACCUGCAGAACCCCUCAGGGGCACCCACUGCGGAACUGCUCCAGGCCUUAGCGAGGGCCGCCCAUCUGGAAGAUGAGGAGGUUCCCAAGCCGCCGGCCUUUGAUUCCUGGGAGACCCAGGUGGCCUCCCCACCUCCCCCGCCGGAGGGGGAGCCCGGGCCGUCGCUGAGGGCCCAGGAGCCGCCCCCGCCGCCGGACGAGCCGAGCUUCGGGGGUCGCGCCGCACGGCACGGAGCCUUGAAUCAGCUCGCCCGGAACGCUGUAACUGCGGCAGGCAGUUCGGUGGAGGCCCAGGCCGCUGCAAAGGCAGCUGUGGAGCAUUUGAUGAAGUCGCUGGAGGGGAAGACUCCGGCAGAGCUCCUGGAAGCUGAUGCAGGAUCGUUGGAUGGUGAAGGGCACGAUGCCAGUGCUCGCGCUGUGGCCAUCGCGGCCGCGGGGCCGGAGACCUGCACCUUUCGCUAUGACCUCACGCCCAACGACGACGCCGAGGCCACCUUCAGGAACAUUCGAAGACGGAUUGAAUUGGAGAUGAGUGACGGCUGUGUGGUGCAGAUCAGUCUUCAAAUGGUGAGGCGACCUGCGCAGAGAUAGGCCUUCUCACUCCGGCUUCGGAUGAAAAA